AUCAGAGAGAGAGAGAGGGAUAGAGAUAGAUACAGCAGGAAAAUAUUAAAUUAUCAGGACGGCAAGGAAAGGAUCGGGACCCUGGCUGGGGGGAGAAAUAACCCCACAACAUUAGCAAGAGACUGAACCCAUCACUGACCCUUGUGGAUGUUUACAGGAGAGACUGAGGAAGGAAUCAGGAGUCUCUUAAACGCGCCAGGAGAGGGGCCCCGCCAUGAACAAGCUGAGACAGAGCCUGCGCCGUAAGAAACAGCCAUAUGUACCUGAGGCCAGCCGCCCCCACCAGUGGCAAGCUGACGAGGAAGCCGUUCGCAAGGGCAAGUGCAGUUUCCCAGUUAGGUAUUUAGGUCACGUGGAGGUGGAAGAGUCCCGUGGGAUGCACGUGUGUGAAGAUGCAGUGAAGAAACUCAAAGCUGAACUGAAGAACUUCAAAUCCAUCUUCCAAAAAACUGGAAAAAAAUCAGUGAAAGCCAUUCUGUGGGUGUCUGCUGAUGGGCUGAGAGUGGUGGAUGAUAAGACAAAGGACCUCAUUGUGGAUCAGACCAUCGAGAAGGUUUCAUUCUGCGCUCCCGAUCGUAACUACGACAAAGCGUUUUCCUACAUUUGCCGGGACGGUACCACACGACGAUGGAUCUGCCACUGUUUCAUGGCACUGAAAGACUCGGGGGAGCGCCUGAGUCACGCGGUGGGCUGUGCGUUUGCAGCCUGCCUGGAGAGGAAGCAGAAACGGGAGAAGGAGUGCGGGGUGACAGCUUCCUUCGACGCCAGCAGGACAAGCUUCACGCGGGAAGGAUCCUUCAGGGUCACCACAGCCUCCCAACAAGCCGAGAGGGAGGAGACAAUGAAGCAACUGCAGGACAAGAAGAAAGCUGAGACGGUGGUGACAGGCAGCCCCGCGACCGGAUCGGGACUCCCUCCGCCCACCAGCAGCUCCCCCCCGCAAGGGGCGGCCUCGCCGGUGGACAAGAACGACCCAAACUACCAACACGCCAUCCCACGCAGACACGCGCCCUUGGAGCAGCUGGUGAGACAGGGCUCGUUCCGCGGCUUCCCGGCGCUCAGUCAGAAGAACUCGCCUUUCAAGCGCCAGCUCUCUCUCCGGCUCAACGAGCUGCCGUCAACCUUGCAGAGGAAGACUUCAGACUUUCAGGUCAAAAGUCCAGUGCCCGAGUUUGACUCAUCGCCCACCAAUGAGCCUGAUGACAUCAACAUCCUCUGCUCCCAGAUAGACACAUCUUCAAACAAACCUUCCACUGAUCCAUUCUCCUCCGCACCGGCCACCAGUUUGAUUACAGUGACUGCUCCAACACUACCACCCCAUGCACCUCAGGGGAAUGGAGGAUGGGGAGAUGUCACCACAGCCAUAACCACCACCACAGCCAGCAUGGCGUUCCAACCGAGCCAUCGACGCACCCCGUCCGAGGCGGAGCGCUGGUUGCAGGAAGUGGCGAAGGCAGCUCGAGCUCAGCAACAGACCCUGGCGCCCACCACUGUCUCCAUGCCAACCGGAAUGCCAGCCUUCCCCAUGGCGUUCGAUGCAACCACCGCCCCGGUCAACCUGUUUGGCCCGCCCCCCAUACAGCCCGCCUUUGUGCCCAUGACCGCCUUUGCCCCCGGCCUGACCAACGGGAUGCCUUACCCUGCCUCCAGUGUGCCGGUGGUGGGAAUCACACCCUCGCAGAUGGUGGCCAACGCCUUCGGCAGCGCCGCCGGUGCCCAGCAGGCCUCGCUCGCCCACCAAGCGGCCGCCGGCAAGGCCGCCUCCUUCCCGCCUGCUUUUGGCCUCGCCUCGUCUCCAGCCCCCACCAUCGGCCACCACCCCAGGCCCAUGCGGCAGGUCAACGGGUCAGCGGCCCCGAGCCAACCGGGGGCCAUUGUCGGGCGCGGGACCUGGCCCCCUGAUCCCGCACAGUUGCAGAUGACACAGGAGGCCGACCAGUUUGAGGCACAGUGGGCCGCACUCGAAUCAAAGUCCCAGCAGCGACUCGGGGCAUUACCGACCAACCCGUUUUCUACCGACCUACAGAAAACAUUUGAGAUCCAGCUUUAAGGAAGUGACAGGAGAUACAAAAAAAAAAGACUCUUCAGACCGAACUGUGUAACCACUAAGAAAUAUUUGUAUUUUUCGUUUGAGAAGUGCCAUUGGAAGGUGGCGAUCAAGAGAGAUGCCCUUGGUUUGUUCUUUUAUCUGAUUAAGACUUUGUACUUAUAUUGGGAAGUUAGAUGAAGGCCAAGGUUUGUGGGUCGAGAUGGACUUAGACUGAAAGAAAAACCCCAAGUGCAGUCUGUCGCUCGAGGGAACCACCAGAAAGAAUGAACGGGCUGCAUUUAAAUGUGAACACAAUCGGAUCUGGGUACACCCAGACACAUUCCUAGUAACCCUUGUAACAAAUCCCAUCCCAAAUAGAGCAGUCAUAGCUGGAAAAUAACGGGAGAGAGUUCAAAGACCAAAACUUAAGGAAUUCCUCCCUCCUCCACCUCAUUCCAAAAACAUAGAACAAAUGAAGAUUCUGCAGAUGCUGACCAAGUGGGGCUUGAGACAUUACAAAAUUCAAAGGGUCAUAACUGAUCAUCUUAUUUGAUUUAAAAUUUUCCAUUCCUCAUGAGUGUUUUCCCUGUUUUUUUAAAGAUAUCAAACUGAACUCCACGUUAUAACAGCAACAGCCUAUUUUGCAUAAAAUGUGUCCGAGUUGUGGCAAGUGGAGCCUUUUUUGUUAGGCCUGGAGUUGCCUGGUUGCCUAAGUGGGAAAGGAUCAGGAGGGAAGCAAAGGCCUUGGGUUUUGGGACGAUUGUUGGAUCUGUAGGCUUAUGGACUUUUUCUUGACGGCUAUUGUGUAUGUGGUGGCCAGUUACACAAUAGGCCACACCUGGCCUGAGGUUAACGUUCCUAAAAGAGGGUGCACGGCAGCUCCAGAACAAUCUGGAAAAACUUGGAGACCCGAUGCCUUCAGGGCUGUUUCUUGAGGGUGUCACCAGGCCUGGCAAUGUGCAGGUGUAGGCACAGAGGUGGUAAAAAUGACGACCAAACACAGCAGGGACCUGGUAAAGGUAGCUACAGUCAUGGCUUCCAAGCCAAGAAUGUGGCAUGGCACACAAUCUUUAGACUUAAGAUAGGCUAGAAACGCUGUAUAUUCUAAGUCUUGUAGUUAAGAGGUAUUUUGGUAAAGAAUAUAUUUAAUAAGGCUUUUGAAAUGACCAUCUCACUAAAACCUUGCCCACAAAAUGGGAACCUAAUGUGCUAAUUCUCUCACGAGAUGUAAAAUCCCAGACACUGGAGAAUGUUUCCUAAAACUUUACACCUUCAAUGGGGAGCUAUAGGACGGAGUGAGGGGAUUGUCCGGAAAAUGGUGGGUGCACUGGCCACUACUGGUGGCUGGCAGGCUUAUGAUUUCCUAAUAAGCCGCUCACCGAUAGAAAGUAAACUUUGGAAAGAGCUGGACUUCUGCCCCCAACCCCACAUCCACUUCAAACUUGUAAGAGUCUCGGGUUUUGACUAGGCCCGCAGCCUUGAAAAUGUUUCCUCUACCUCAUGGCAGCUUUCCAUUUUGAUCUGGAAUAGUUCCAAACUAGAUCGAAAACCAUUCAGGUUUAUUGUAAUGAGUGCGAACAGCACUAGAUAUCAGAGUAGAAGCUGUAGUGACCUCCUUUAGAGGUACCUGGAGUCGGGCGUUUGCCCUUUCUGGGUUGAGUUGACCGAGAGAGAGAGAAUGCUUUACGAAGUAGUAGUUUUGUGCUGCCAUUGUGAGAAAUGGCCCCCCUUCAUGCCUGUUUUUUUUUUAAACCUGUGGGGAUAGGAGGAGGCUGCACACGCUCCUGUCCAUCCUACCCUAUCCUUUCCUCUAGAUGAUGGAUCCCACCUUAGGUCAACUCUGCAAAUCUCUUAGCAGUCCUGGCAAUAGAUGGCCAAUGUGCAAUCCCCAGGAGAUCGAAACUUGGCUCUUCCUUGCCACCAGCAGCCCCUGCCUCUGUGUUCCAGUGGGUCGCUAUUAAACCCUCGAAGCGUGAAUGGAGAGAUUGCAUAGGGAGUCCCGGCAGCUGGUAAACAGAGCAAUCAGCUAAUUCCGUCAUUACAGAGAAUAUCUUACUUCAUUCUAGGAAGUCACUUGACAAUCAGGAUUUUGGAAAAUUCAGUCCCUCAUUCUAUAUUGAAGGGGUCAACAGCUCAUUACCAACUCUGCCCUUAACCCAUUUCUGUUUUCAGGUAUGAAGCAUCUCUACCCACAAUCGCAUUGGCAUGAUUUAUGGGGUGCAUUAAUUGGCAACUGUGUUUUGUUACAGAAAGAUUACUUGAAAGAAUAUGCCAAAUGACAUACUUAUUUUGUAAUAGAAAGUUAACCAAUGUUGAUUUUAUUUGUAUUAUAUUGAAGAGUACCCAUCUUAAAAUCCCAGCUCCUCCUGAUGAGGCUCCUACACAGGAAUGCAUAAACAGGAUCCUUCCCAUGACAAGGAAUGCAACCCGAUCUGCGGGAAUGGGCUAGGAUCAGGCCCAAUGGCCUUCCUCAAACCACUAUCCAUGUCACCUUACCUGCCUGGAAUGAGGCAGGGAGGGAAUGUGAACUUCCCCAUUGCUGAAUGCACAAGUCUAGCCCAAGCACUAUACUUCCAAGUUUAAGAAAUGCCAUUGAACUUCAACCCUGAAACCUACGUUUGUCCGAGGACUUUGCGAAGGAAUCUACCGAUGGCAAACUGAUUGAGCAGGUGAUGGUGUUUAGUGUUCAGGAAACCCCCUUAAAGGGACAAUCCUUGGGCUUAACACGCAAUUUUCAAUAAUUACCUGUCUUUGGUCAAUUAAUAUUUUGAUUUUAUCUUUGCACUUUUAGUAGAAAUCUGGGAUGGUAUUUUCGAUGAUUCCGUCUUGAUCUGAUCCUUAAUGCUGUUGCCACAAAUAGGUCUUGAUGACAGGAAAUGUUUUGGGUUGGGGAGGGGGCAGUGCCGAGGUUUAGCUGCUCCCUGUAGUUGCUGGAGACUGACUGCUCCCUUAUUACCUCGAAAUGCAGCAUCUUCCCUCCUGGUCCUCGCAGAUGAAUUCCCACCAGACCCCCCCCCGCUACUGUCCACCAUUUCCCUCCUGAAUGAGUCCUGGAUGAGGCCAAUAAUACCUGCAGAACCGUUUCCUAUCUGUCGGGGAGUCCGUUCCACAUGUCGGUCAGUUUGUGUGCACAGCCUUAAGAGGAACUCUGUACACCUUGUCCUAAGACUCCAGUGCUGGUCCAGGGAAACAGAAGAAGUGGACAGUGCCUGAUGGAUAUUGAAGAUUAUUCCCCUUAGUUUAAAUGUUGGGCAUAAAUUACAUCAAUUGAACCUUGGCUGUCGACCAACUCAAAUGGAGGAUUUGCCACAACUACAACCUGUAUUCAUGUGCCUUUUAAUGAAGUAAAAUUACCCAAGGUGCUUCACAGGAGCAUUAUCAGACCCCAUGUGACAUCAAAACCACAUAAGGAGACAUUAGGGCUGGUGGCCAAAAGCUUGGUCAAAGAGGUCGGUUUGAAGGAAGUCUCGAAGGAGGAGGAGGAAGGGGCAGAUGAGUUUAGGGAGGGAAUUCCACAACUCUAGGGCCCAGGCAGCCGAAGGCUCCACCGCCAGUGGUGGAGCGAUUAAAAUUAGGGAUGGAUUAAAAUUAGGAGGCCGGAAUUGGAGGAGAGCAGAGAUUGUGGAGGGUUGUGGGGCUGGAGGAGGAUGCAGACAGAGCGUUUUGAAAACAAGGUUGAAGAAACAAGUGGAUGCCGAGUGACUGCAUUGCAAGAAUUUAAUCAUUUAAACUCUGAAUUUUGCUCUCAAGGGCUGGCAUUGCCAUCUGAAGGCCUUGAUUAGAUUAAUAUCAUCCUUCCCUGAUUCCCGUUAAAUUUGCUUCGUAUUAUUGAUCCCUCCUCCUUGAUAAUGUUGGGUUUUAUCCUGCAGUGCAGAAUUUAAGUUGUAAAUUAUUAAGUGGGGAAAGGAAUGUAAGAGCCACUUUUUUCGAGCAGCUUUUCAUUUGAGUAUUAAUGAAAAUGUGUGUAACAAGGCCAGUUGCCAUGGUUACAAUGAUAAGGCCACAAUCUUCCCCUUGGCAAUCAUUGGCUGUAACCAAUCUUACCGUUUGCGUGUUGGCUCUCAAUUACCUGAAUCAAUUUGCCUGUCAGUGGCCUGUUUAAAGAAACUGAUCUCCAGUUAUUGGACAAAUCCCUUCCCAAUGCGCAACCAUUGGUUUAUCAAUAGGUUAAUUGUGAUAUGGUUAACCGUUGUUAAUCCCAAGCCAGGAAGCUAGUAUCAAUAGGUGUGCAGACAAUUUGGAAGCAAUUAGAAGCAUAAAACUCUUAUGGCUGAGGAGGAGACCAUUUGGCUCAUUGAGUCUUUACUGGCUCUUUUGAAGAGCAAUCUAGUUAGAUCUAUUCCCCUCUACUCUUUCCCCAUAUUCCUUUCAUUUUAAAGAAUUUAGCAAUUCCCUUUAAAAGGCCACUAUUGAGUCUGUAUCCACCACCCUAACUGGCUGUGCUUUCCAAGUCUAUCCACUUGUUGCAUGAAAAGGUUUUUCCUCAUGUCGCCUCUGCUUAUUUUUCCAACCAUCUUCAACCUGCGCCCUCUGGUUAUCGACACUUCAGCCAUUCCUCAGCUUCAUUGAUGCUUGAUGUUCAGUUGAGUUUGUUGGCCAUUGCUGAGUUAGUGGUCUACAGGUAAAGAAGGUGUUGACAAUCACCAAGAAUGCUGGGAGAUAUGGCAGGGUUUGUUUUUGGCCGAUGUGUUAGGACAGUGGACUGCAGAGGUGGAUGCAGAAUCCACUGUUGCUUUUCGAUGGGAAUUGGAUAAAUAUUUGUAAAGAAAACAUUUUAAAUGGAUAAGGGAAUGAGAUGAAGCAGAUAGCUCUUCAGAGAGCUAGCAGGGGCAGAGUGGGAUGAAUGGCCUCCUGACCUGUAAGAUGCAAUUCUAGAAGGUCAUUCAAGCCAAAGAGCCUAAGCUGUUGUGGUGCCCGUGGCAGUUCCUGAUCUUUUUAACCCAGGUUUGUUGCCCAUUCAUCAGAUCCCUCAAUAACCCCACCUCCUAAAUAAUGAUGUUAUCUCCCUGUUAACAUCUCCAAUUGCCUGUGCAUCUGUUUUCUCCUGGCAAACUGCACACAAUGUUUUCACAGCCCUUGGUGUGAGAGACUUUCACUUGGCUUCACCUCCAACCGAUAUCAUUCGCGUCUGUUGCCAGUGAUAAGACCCAGUCUUAACUCCAGCUUGUUUGUUUUGCACAUCUUCACACUCUUUUCUGCCUCGGAGAGUGUUUGAAGGAUUUUCAGGCUGAAUAACAACCUCUUGAGCUGCAUCGUGAACAUUCCUUACACGGCUGAAGUGGCACUUGAACCCAGGCCCAUCCAGCACAGAGGCAGGAGUGCUACCAACUGAGCCACAGGCCUGGCUAAACUCUAACCAUGAAAAGAACAGUAUUGCACUGGGACUUGGCAAUGAGUUGCUAGCAUGCUUGGACCGAGUUCUCCAUCUCUUGCUCCGUUGGAAGAGUUUCCAAAAUAGUUGCCCAAUUUUCCGAAUUUCCAUAUUAAAACUUCCUUUGUUGUGUUGUUGAUGAGACGGAGAGUAACUUCAAACAAAAUUGCAAAACCUAGAACCUUCUGUUUGCUCCCAGAAGCUGGUUAUUAAUGGAACACAGUUAACUGGACCUCAAAGUCCCAAGGGCCUGUGGAAUCCCAGCCUGAGGGAGCAUUUGAGCUGUUAUCUACACAUGGAAAUGUUUCUUAACCUCUUGGUCAAUGGUUGGAUCAAGAUAUUUGCUGUGUAGUUUUGGAAUGGCUCUCCGAGAGGGGAAGGAGGGGACUGGAGAAAGCUGGGCCUUUUGGAAGGUUGUCUUCACAAACUCUGUACUCCUCGCCCACCCUGCCCUCCUUUUAUUUUUGGGGGGAAAAAAACCUAAUAGCAACUGUAGUCCAGACUGUAAUUGGGAUUUAACAUGGGCAGUGGUGUGAAGAAUAAUGAGAAUGUAACUAUUGAGCUGAAGGAUAGAAAAUGCCUCUCCCAUUUAUACCUGGGGGCAAUAGGUUAACCGAGUUAGGGCAGUGGUUUUCUGGGUCUCGGUGCUUGCAAUGACAAACCUUUUCGGAAGGCUGGUUAACAGACAUGCUUGGUACCAAGGAAAAUCGAGCAUUCGGUAGUUUGGCAGCUGACCAGGCUGACAACAGUUUGGCAGUGAAAAGAGCUCCCACAAGAUCGAGUACAGUGCCACUUUACUUCAUUAAUGGACCCCUUGCUCUAAGGAGCCACUUGGUCUGUCUCUCCCCAAAUGGCCAAGGCGGUUAAACCUCUAAAAAGAAGCCCAAAGUAUGGAUAUCAAGACCAACCCUUCAACUGAAAAGCAAACUCCUCAAUUCUAACUUUUUGUUUUAAAUUAUUCCUCAACUCCACCCAGUAACAAUCCCUCCACCAUUUCCACUGCAUUUGUGACUCCAACAAAUUACAGCUUGUUCUUAAAUAAUUAUAAACUGUUUAUAGUUUAUACAUCUUUAUUGCUUUUUUUUUUUAAAAUACCAGUAAUAUAUUGCAUUAAAUUAAAUUUUUUUUUGAAGAAUCUAACUUUGCUAAGAUUGAGAAGCUGCUUGGGCAAGGCCUUUAAUCAAACUGGAAACCUUUUAUCUAUGGUUGUCCCAGGCACCAUUAUUGGACCCAGAUGUUCCAAUGGACUAUUUGGCCUUGAGGUCAUCACAAGCCUAAUUCCACCCCAGCUGUGGUGGUGAGAGUCACUUUAACUGUGAUCAGGAACAGAUUCCCCUCCUGUCAACCAUCACCCCACUAUCUAGGUCGUAGCUACGAUCAGCUAGCUCAUCGUAGAGCAACGAUUGAUUGAACCUUGUAGCUUCCUGACCUACUGGCCUCAGAGGAAAAACAUAGACGGCCUUUCUCACUCCAUGCAAUUAGACAGAUGCGGUUUCCAGUUUGGUUAUCAUGGUAAACUCAUUGAAACUGUGACAGUUUCUCCCCAGGUUUGGAAGGGAGCCUCGGGUUGUGUUUUGCAGUGGUCAGCAGCCUGAGCUGCCACACCCUAUGUCGAUGAUUUCAAAUGGUAUGGGUUUCUGAUAGGGUUGCCAACCUUCCAGGGUUGGCCUGGAGUCUCCAGGAAUUGAAGGUCAAUCUCCAGGACACUGCUGUUUGCAACCCUGGAGAGAAACUCAUCCGGACAUUCAAAAAAGAUUGUUGUUUUAAUUUUGUUUGAACAUUUUGCUUUACCAGACAUAGAAAUACUGAAAAUUAUGUG
Carcharodon carcharias (great white shark) is the source of this 9219-nucleotide messenger RNA. It is a transcript of the gene numbl, whose product is annotated as NUMB like endocytic adaptor protein. The transcript has 10 exons. The record is from RefSeq and is a predicted model, not a curated record. NCBI's taxonomy places the organism in Eukaryota, Metazoa, Chordata, Chondrichthyes, Lamniformes, Lamnidae. Bases 215 to 2050 code for a protein of 611 amino acids.